Molecule: messenger RNA, 669 nt
Organism: Penicillium oxalicum
Lineage: Eukaryota; Fungi; Ascomycota; Eurotiomycetes; Eurotiales; Aspergillaceae
Product: pyrroline-5-carboxylate reductase family protein
Exons: 3
Coding region: 1-669 (222 amino acids)
Biological process (GO): L-proline biosynthetic process
Molecular function (GO): pyrroline-5-carboxylate reductase activity
Source: RefSeq, a predicted model, not a curated record
AUGCGUUCGUCAAUCUCCACAACACCGGCCCCCUCGAUAUGGGAACCUGCUCGGAUUAGCUUGAAUGCUGGAUCCGGGCAGAGGAACCAUGUUGUUUUCAUAUGUACACGACCCGCGGAUGUCUAUGGCAUCUGCGAUGAGCUCCGGGAUACACUGGCCGCAAUCGCACAGGACCAGCGGCCGACAAUCGUGACGAUUAAUCCGCACCAUGCCCAACACCCCCGUGGAAUGCAGGCAAGGUGCAAUGGGCAUGUUUGUGUGGCCCCUGACGUGGGAGACAGACGGACCGCGGUUGUCAAGACCGCACUGCGAGAUGUUUCGCCGUGCAUCGAAGUGCUGGAGCAGGAGCAGCACCUCGACGUGGUUGCUGCAAUCUCUGGUUUCGCCCCUCCUCAUGUGUAUUAUCUGAUGGAGGCACUCAUUCUAGUGGGAGAAACUCACGGGCUGGAUCCGGAGAUGACACGGCGACUUGUCACUCAGUCCUGCCUGGGUGCGGGCCAGCUUGCACGUGAUGCAAGUGUGCCCGUGAGUCAACUUCGCUCCGGCGUAUGCGUUCCAGGGGGUAGCACUCGCAAAGCUAUUGCUCAUCUCGAGAGAUUAGGGUUCCUCGAGGGCGUACAAACAGCCGCCGAAAAGAGUCUAGAUCGGCAGAUGCGGUACCUAGAAUAG